AUGGACCCAAGGCGCGCUGAUCGUGAACGUCGCUACAAACCUCCUCCACCAUCCUCAGCUCCUGCAGAAGACCUUACUACGGAUUAUAUGAACAUACUCGGUAUGGUGUUUUCAAUGUGUGGACUAAUGAUGCGUCUCAAGUGGUGUGCUUGGACUGCUGUAUUUUGUUCAAGCAUAAGUUUUGCCAACUCAAGAGUGUCUGAUGAUACAAAACAAAUUGUUAGCUCCUUCAUGUUAUCAAUAUCGGCAGUUGUGAUGUCAUAUUUGCAAAACCCAGCUCCGAUGUCCCCACCAUGGGCCGCUCUAGCUACUUAG
This is a messenger RNA of Danaus chrysippus (African queen), 315 nucleotides long. NCBI's taxonomy places the organism in Eukaryota, Metazoa, Arthropoda, Insecta, Lepidoptera, Nymphalidae. The record is from the annotation of a GenBank genome assembly.